Penicillium concentricum is the source of this 690-nucleotide messenger RNA. Its product is annotated as yippee/mis18 family protein. The record is from RefSeq and is a predicted model, not a curated record. The transcript has a single exon. Bases 1 to 690 code for a protein of 229 amino acids. NCBI's taxonomy places the organism in Eukaryota, Fungi, Ascomycota, Eurotiomycetes, Eurotiales, Aspergillaceae.
AUGUCCAAGGAGCGUGUCAAAUCUCUCCAGUUCCCCAAAUUCCUCCUUCCCUCUGUGUUUUCCAAACGCAGUGCGGGGCUUUCUCCAGACCAUAGACUCCCAAACAAGACCGAGAAGUAUCUCGACGGCCAUGUCUCCUAUUUGCGCUGCGCAGGCUGUGCCUCACAUCUUUGCUGGACUUCCCAAAUUAUUAGCAAAGGGUUUACAGGUCGCCAUGGCCGUGCCUAUCUUGUGUCGGCAGAGCCAGUAGCCACUGCCGUGUCGGUCAGCGCAUCGUCUUCGCCUACAGCCUCACUCCCAAAUACGAUACUGCAGCGCCCAGUUCCUCGUCAGCUUGUUACAGGGGCACAUACAGUCAGCGAUGUUACCUGCACAUUCUGUGACAGUGUCCUGGGCUGGAAGUAUGUUGCAGCCGAAGAAGAAUCACAACGGUACAAGGUUGGCAAGUUCAUUCUGGAAACGAAGAAAAUCGCAGCCUCUUCGUGCUGGGAAUCUCUACCUAGUGUGGACCAGACUAUACAAGCCAAUCACCAAUGUGAAAUCGAGUCUGGCCCAGCAGAUACAGAGUUUGAUAGCCAGGACGAAGACGAGUGUGAGGACCUGUUCGCCGGAAUCUGGAGCCCCGGACUUGCUGCGCGUCGAAGAAACCGUGAAAUUAAACGUCGACCCGCGAUGUGGGGAAUCUCAUAA